This is a messenger RNA of Spea bombifrons (plains spadefoot toad), 661 nucleotides long. It is a transcript of the gene DYNLL1, whose product is annotated as dynein light chain LC8-type 1. The transcript is spliced from 3 exons. Bases 141 to 410 code for a protein of 89 amino acids. Gene Ontology annotation, biological process: microtubule-based process; cilium assembly. Gene Ontology annotation, molecular function: dynein intermediate chain binding; dynein light intermediate chain binding. Gene Ontology annotation, cellular component: cytoplasmic dynein complex. Lineage: Eukaryota; Metazoa; Chordata; Amphibia; Anura; Pelobatidae. The record is from RefSeq and is a predicted model, not a curated record.
GCCAAUCAGAAACAGCGUGGGGAAGCAGGGCGUUCAGUAAGAAGAGGCUUUCUGCGCGCCACACAGCAGUGUGCGAUAGAACGUGGAGACCGAAGGAGUUGUGCUUCGAAGAGAACUAAAACGUGAUCAAACAUUUCGCCAUGUCUGAGAGAAAAGCAGUCAUCAAAAAUGCUGACAUGUCCGAGGAGAUGCAGCAGGAUUCGGUGGAGUGUGCCACUCAGGCCUUGGAGAAAUUCAACAUCGAAAAGGACAUCGCUGCCUACAUCAAAAAGGAAUUCGACAAGAAGUACAACCCUACAUGGCAUUGCAUUGUAGGCAGGAACUUUGGCAGCUAUGUGACGCAUGAGACCAAACACUUCAUCUACUUCUACCUGGGCCAGGUAGCCAUCCUUCUUUUCAAAUCUGGAUAGAGCGGAGUGAUGGAAAUCUAUGAACUGUACAGCCAUUAAAAAAAAGAGACUUGACUAAAACUUCAAUAAGGGAACAAAUCCUCCCUACCGUACCGGCUUCCUUAUUUGUGUUACUGGGACUGGAACCCUAUUGUGCUGACUUGUUUUCAUAAAAGUUACAAAGCAGUUUUCCAAAAACUUACAAAAAAAAAUGUAUUUAUUUUCUAUGUUUUUUUUUCCUAAAUAUUAAAUGUUUCUUUUUAAUAACGGCA